ACCAUACUCAACCCACAGCUUCUUCUUCAUCUACGUCGUCGUUUUGAUCUUCUUCUUCUUCUUCAGCUUCCUUGUGAUUCCAUGUCAGAUGAAAUGUUUAGAGAUCUAUUUUUCUCGAACCCUUUUCGAGACAGUGGGUUCGGGGACUCGGAAACAGCCAGGAAUUUUGGGGUGUCGAAUGAAAUUUUGGGGACUCCGAUGAGUUCUUGUGGGUCGUUGUCGUCUUCCGAUGCUGGAGCUGAGGAAGAUGGUUCUGGGAAAGAGAAGGAGAAGGCGAUGAAAGACAUGGAAGAUGGUGGAGAGAGUUCCAAAGCUGCAGGUAAAGCGAAGAAGAAAGAGACAGAGCCGAGAUUUGCUUUCAUGACGAAGACUGAGAUCGAUCAUCUUGAAGAUGGAUAUCGAUGGAGAAAAUAUGGACAGAAGGCCGUAAAGAACAGUAUUUUUCCUAGGAGCUAUUACAGAUGUACAACUCCGAACUGUGGAGUGAAGAAACGAGUAGAAAGAUCGUUUCAAGAUCCAUCCAUUGUAAUCACGACGUACGAAGGGCAACACAACCACCCAAUUGCGGCAAUGCUGAGAGGAAAUCUGUCGGCGGCCGCCGCAUUUCCACCGUCCAUGUUGGCACCAAUGCCAGUGGUCGGUGGCGCUGGGUUUCUUCCGAAACCGUUGAGCGACCCAUCCGGCAACAGUCAGGUUGUCGGCGGUGACGGCUACGUUUAUUCACAGAGCAGCUUCGGGUAUCCUUACAACGAGCAGCAAUCGGAAUAUGGGGUUUUGCAGGACAUUUUUCCAUCUCCGUCGUCGUUCUUCAACCGGCAGUCGUGAUUAAUUAAUGAAUAAGGCAGUUCUGUUAAAUUACAGAAAAGUCCUCGCCAAAGAUGGGUGCAAUCUCGCUUACUGUAAGUAAGGGUUGAAUUAAAACUAUAGGGAUCUUGCAUGCAUUUUAUAUACAACCAUGGCGCUCUUUAGAUUGUGGGGUUUUAUUUUAUUUUAUUAAAAAUGGAUGCAAGAGAAAUUUUUGAGGGAAAGAAAAAAAUAGUGAAUUAAUUGAAGUUCAAUUGGUUAAGGGGGCGACAAAAACUUAGAGUGGGUCGGUCUUUGCCCCCACACCCAUGUGAUUUGGGGUCGGGUUGGUGUGGGGAAUAAUAUUGUUUUUAAGGUUGGAAUUGCAUUGUCUAUGGUUGUCACGAUUUUUUAGUUUUUAAAAAUUAUUAAAGGUUAAUUAAUAAAAAUACUUGAUAGCACAGGAGCUGAUAGGUACGUAACUUAUCGAACUCCUUUCUUAU
Molecule: messenger RNA, 1286 nt
Organism: Cucurbita moschata (crookneck pumpkin)
Lineage: Eukaryota; Viridiplantae; Streptophyta; Magnoliopsida; Cucurbitales; Cucurbitaceae
Product: probable WRKY transcription factor 28
Exons: 3
Coding region: 82-825 (247 amino acids)
Biological process (GO): regulation of DNA-templated transcription
Molecular function (GO): sequence-specific DNA binding; DNA-binding transcription factor activity
Source: RefSeq, a predicted model, not a curated record